Messenger RNA from Odocoileus virginianus texanus, 1865 nucleotides. It is a transcript of the gene TEX264, whose product is annotated as testis expressed 264, ER-phagy receptor. Gene Ontology annotation, cellular component: endoplasmic reticulum membrane; nucleus; autophagosome membrane. Gene Ontology annotation, biological process: reticulophagy; protein-DNA covalent cross-linking repair. Lineage: Eukaryota; Metazoa; Chordata; Mammalia; Artiodactyla; Cervidae. The record is from RefSeq and is a predicted model, not a curated record.
GGCCGCUGAGGUGAGGGCCAGGUCUGGGAGGUGUCCUCGCCGGGGCGGCUCUUAACGCGCCAGAGGCCUGGAACCUCCGUGUGCCUGGGAGCGACCUCAGGGCCACCCGCGUCCCCACCGUGACCCCGGCCCAACCGCUCUUUGCAUCUCGUCACUCCCACAGCUCGUCCCGGCUGCAUCCAAGGGCCCGAACGCGACCUUGGACCACUCUACUAUCUCGGGCCACCCUCUACCUUGGCCACCGGUGCACGGCACGCCCGGAGACUAGGGACUCCGGGGCGGGCGGCGGGGUCCGACAGCUGGACCAGAGCCGCACGUAAACUCCGCCCUUGUCUCCUGAGGCCGCGCCACACAGCGGUGGCUGCAAACUUUAACUUCCUUCCCUGGAGCACUUGGAGCUUUGGCCCCUUGCCGCGCUGGAUGCCAUGAGUUGCUAAAGUGAGCCUGGCUUUAGAGAUAGCAAAUGGGAGAAACCGGGAAAGUCCAGUGAGGAAGAGGGAGAAUCGUCAGAUAAAUGACAUACACAAAAAGGAAAAGACACCCCCUAGCAAACCUACAUGAUGCCUUUCUGUGAACUACCUAGUACAGGAGCUGCCUUGGGGUGUGGCGUGGAGGGCACAGAGCCAUGUCGGACCUGCUCCUCCUGGGCCUGAUUGGGGGCCUGACUCUGCUGCUGCUGCUGACGCUGCUGGCCUUUGCCGGGUACUCAGGGCUGCUGGCUGGGGUGACAGUGAGUGCUGGCUCACCCCCCAUCCGCAACAUCACUGUGGCCUACAAGUUCCACGUGGGCCCCUACGGUGAGACUGGGCCGCUUUUCACGGAGAGCUGCAGUGUCUCCCCCAAGCUCCGCUCCAUUGCUGUCUACUAUGACAACCCCAACACGGUGCCCCCUGAAAAGUGCCGCUGUGCAGUGGGCAGCAUUCUGAGUGAAGGUGAGGAGUCACCCUCCUCUGAGCUCAUCCGACUCUAUCAGAAAUUUGGCUUCAAGGUGUUCUCCUUCCCAGCGCCCAGCCAUGUGGUGACGGCCAUCUUCCCCUACACCACCCCCCUGUCCAUCUGGCUGGCUCCCCGCCGGGUCCAUCCUGCCCUGGAUGCCUACAUCAAGGGGCGGAAGUUGUGUGCCCACCCACGGCUGGAGAUCUACCAGCAAGACCAGAUCUAUUUCAUGUGCCCCCUGGCACGGCAGGGAGACUUCUAUGUGCCUGAGGUGAAGGAGACAGAGCGGAAGAGCCGGGGGCCUGCAGAGGUCAGCGACGCCCCGGUGGAUGACACAGGUGCUGACACGAUGAGCGACAGGAGUUCUGUAAGCCUGGAGCUGGGUCCUGGCAGCCGGGAAACUUCAGCGGCCACACUGUCCCCCGGGGUGAGCAGCCGCGGCUGGGACGAUGGCGACACCCGCAGCGAGCACAGCUACAGCGAGUCGGGUGCCAGCGGCUCAUCUUUCGAGGAGCUUGACCUGGAGGGCGAGGGAGCCCUGGGGGAGCCAAGGCUCAGCCCUGAGACUGAGCCCCUGGGGGCUCCCAAGUGGCCCCGGGCGCCCAGUACCCCAGAGAAGGGCGAGGAGUAGCCGCGGCCUGCACCUCCCUGUGGCACCGCUGCUGAGGAACUGAGCGUCUCUGCAGUCCUCCUCUUCCUCCACCUCCCGGUCUCCGGCCGGGGCCAGGGCUCUUGUGCAGCCCUGACUUCUUCUGCCCCAGGCCUCUGGCCAAGCCUUCUCCUCACUGUCCUCUCGGCCCCCAGAGCCAGAGGACCCAGGACUGUUAUCUGCACCCAGCCCCUGGGGCUGCUACCCCUGUUACAUCUUUUUCAGAUUCACGUUGAGCUUCCAGGACCCAGAAUAAAAACAAAUGAUUUUCUUGGUUUCA